AUGAAUUCAUGCCGGAUCGGGCAAGUAAAAUUAGACCACGAUAGCAUGUCAACUUCUGCAAAGCCUCGUUUCUUGAACUUUGCCCCUCUGCAAAAACAGCACUUGACCACAUUGAAAGGCUUAAUAGUUUUAUUCCUCGAUGGGUUGCCAAUCCUCACGCACAAAUUGAGAUCACCUGGAAGCUCCAAGUCGAAAAUUCUCAAGUACCUCAAGGCUUACGUUUGCUCAUGUGGCUUACCAAGAAAGAAUCAAUGGGAUGUGUGUCUAUUAGAAGAAUUUGCUUCGCCAAGUACUAAGUGCAACGUUAGCUUCAAGGUGAACUCGCCUUCACCUCCGAUUCUUACCGACUACAGGUAG
Molecule: messenger RNA, 357 nt
Organism: Plasmopara halstedii
Lineage: Eukaryota; Oomycota; Peronosporomycetes; Peronosporales; Peronosporaceae
Exons: 1
Coding region: 1-357 (118 amino acids)
Source: RefSeq, a predicted model, not a curated record